AUGGCUCGGUCGAAGCUGAAGCCUUUCUCAACCUACGAGCAAGUGGCCGUUGCAAUUGAGCGUUUACUGCAGACGACUCUAGCUAUCAUCGCCCUCGGCGUUAUCUACCGCUACUGCUGGAUUGAUAUUUCGGAUCCUUAUAAAUGUGGCGCACUUCUCAAUAAAGGCGAAUGGCUUGAUCCAGGCCCACGAUGGAGCUCUCACAAUCCCUUCCAGCUAUGGCAACCGCCAGGGUGCUUAUUGCACGAGUACAAGAAAGAUGACAUCCGGGAAUGCUUCGGCCAACAGCGGCUGGUCUUCAUUGGUGAUUCUACAACCCGGCAGAUCUUCUGGGCCGUUGCAAAGAAGAUGGACCAGGAACGAGCGGAAGAACAGAUGGCCGAUAUAUUGGACAGUGAUUACAAACACAGAGACCUGGAGUUCACCUCUGACGGUGUCACAGCGCAGUUCAUAUGGGAUCCGUGGCUUAAUUCGACUGGGUCGGAUGUUGAACUGAAGAAUUUUAGAGCAGACCCUCGCCAAGAACACGGCGACUUGGCUAGGAGAAGUGCAGGUCUGGUUCUGCUUGGGGCUCCUGGAUUAUGGAAUGCACGGCAUGGCCAAGAAAAUUACUUCAAGGAUUUCCGAGAGUCGAUAGACCAUGUCAUUCCAUAUAUGGAUCAUGCUCCUAUAGGUUCCGGGCUGUCAAACCAGCUUUCUAGGCCAUUCCCAGUUCGCCAAACGUCGCCCAAUUUGUUGCUACUGGCACCAGUUCAGGUCCCGCGGUAUCAAUACCUGUCUCCGUCGAGAGAAGAGACCAUCACACCAGAAAAGAUAGAUGCGAUGAAUGACCUACUACAACAAGUCUCGGCCCAUUCGUAUGCUGAUGUCGUGUGGAGCUACUCCUUGAUGACAUUCUCUGGUCGUGCGGAAUAUGAGGAUAGUGGACUUCAUGUGGUGGAGAAUGUAGCUCAUCGAAAGGCCGAUGUUCUACUCAACCUUCGUUGUAACUCGAAUGCUGCUUCAAGAGGCUACCCCUUCGAUCGCACCUGCUGCAGCAACUACACUCACAUGGCUGGUGUUCAAUGGAUAAUGCUACUUGGAGGGAUGUUUUUCCUACCUGGGUUAUUAUUCGUCCGUCGAAAGCAUGCUGCUCUCAGGAUUGGACGCUUCCUCCCCAAUCACGAGACUAUGAGUGCUAUAUCUUUGGUUGGACUCAUUGUAUGCUUCUGUUUUUACACAGAUCGUACGCAGAUUUUUGGGAAGUCCCACAAGCUGUUCCGACAGAGACAGUUCCUCCUGGCAUGGGCCGCCGCAUCAGCUCUUGGUCUCGUUUCAAUAAGAAGAAGCAAAUCACCUAUUUCAAGAAGAUCCUCUUCACUUACGCUUUACGACCGAGAAUUUCUUUCUCGAGACCAAAGUUAUGAAUGGAAGGGGUGGAUGCAAUUCUUCAUCUUGAUCUACCACUACACACAUGGGUCGAAGUCGCUCUGGAUUUACGAGAUCGUCAGACUCCUGGUUGCAUCCUAUCUCUUCAUGACAGGAUAUGGUCACGCGCUGUAUUUUCUGAAGAAUGGUGACUAUUCUCUGAGACGAGUUGCUACGGUGCUGAUACGUCUCAACUUGUUGAGCUGCAUCUUGCCCUAUAUGAUGCGUACGGACUAUCUGUUUUACUACUUCGCCCCAUUGGUCAGUUUCUGGUUUCUCGUCAUUUAUUGCACUCUCAAGAUCGGUCACCGCAAUAAUACCAAUGCCGAUUUUGUCAUGAAAAAGAUCCUCCUCUCGGCUAUGAUUACGACUGCUUUUACAAAGAUACCCGGCCUUCUGGAGUUUAUUGCAUUUAUGUUAAAAUACACCUGCUCGAUCUCCUGGAACGUAACGGAAUGGCGGUUCCGCAUGUAUCUCGACAUGUAUAUUGUUUAUGUUGGAAUGAUUGUGGCUGUUGUCCUCCACCGCAUGUCGCAACUUAGAUCCGGCUCAGUUGGACCAAAGGCCACCUUUGACAGCAUUCUCGAAUGGACCAUUAAACACAACAAGAUUUUCAAGACCGCCAUGGCCCUCCUCUCUUUGGGGCUACUACCCAGUUUCUGGCUCCUAACCCGACGAUCUCCUAAUAAACAAGAUUACAACUGGUGGAUGCCUUUCAUCUCCUUCAUACCCAUUCUUUCGUUCGUCACGCUGCGCAACUCCCACCGUUUCCUUCGAAAUUAUCACUCCGGAAUCUUCGCAUGGCUCGGCCGCUGCUCUCUUGAAACGUACGUCCUUCAGUACCACAUUUGGUUAGCAGGUGAUACCAAAGGCCUGCUACGACUCGGGCUCUGGAAUCCUUGGGUCGAAGCGGCUAUGCUGACCGCGAUCUUUCUCUGGCUCAGCUGGCUUAUCGCCGGUGCGACGCAGACGAUCACCAAUUGGAUCGUGGGGAAGAAGCCAGGAAGUCAAGGCUAUGGUGAAGAUGACACCGUCGGGCUCAAAUACUCACCAUACCUGUUGCCAAAGAUGGCAGAAGGAGAGGGCACCCCUUCGAAGGACACGAGAUUCGAUAUUGGACGAAGCAAUACCUCUCGAUGGUUGGAGAAGUGUGUUGUCCUUUUCAACGAGGAUUUGAGAUGGAGACUGGGACUUAUACUCCUGGUUAUGUGGGUGAGUAAUGUCACGUAUAGAUGAGAAAAGGGACUGUCAUUAUCCUAUGUAAACACAAUGUGUAAAGACGAAAGACGCCUACAUAAAUAGAUGAUAAUUGAAUUCAUGAC
Messenger RNA from Hyaloscypha bicolor E, 2729 nucleotides. Its product is annotated as Cas1p-domain-containing protein. Lineage: Eukaryota; Fungi; Ascomycota; Leotiomycetes; Helotiales; Hyaloscyphaceae. The record is from RefSeq and is a predicted model, not a curated record. The transcript has 2 exons. The coding region runs from base 1 to 2643 and encodes 880 amino acids.